AUGAUCCCAGAUACGGUUUGUGAUUUCGUCAUGUUCAAUGAGGAGCUUCCUAUCUCUAUUCGGUAUCUUCUUGAGUCCGCUGUUCGACACUGUGAUGGUUUUCACAUACGGGAGUCAGAUGUCGAAACAAUUCUAAAUUGGAAAGAAAGUCAACACCGUCAAGCUGAAGUUCCAUUUAAGCCAGCCCGUGUUCUUCUCCAAGAUUUUACUGGAGUACCGGCUAUUGUUGAUUUGGCUUCAAUGAGAGACGCUGUCCAGAAGUUGGGUGGUGAUCCCAGUCGAGUAAAUCCGAUUUGCCCUGUCGACCUGGUCAUUGAUCAUUCGAUUCAAGUGGAUCGUUAUGGAAGCAUUUUGAUUGGUUUGGGACGGGCCAAUGACAAUAUGAACUGCAACGGACAUUAUUUGUGGGGAAUACAAUCUCUUUCCCUUGAUGAUAAAACAUGGUUGCCUUGCAUCCUUGUCAUCCCGUUUGAAAAUCUGCAAGUCAUCCCUCCGGGAGCUGGGAUUGUACACCAGGUCAAUCUCGAAUACCUGUCAAGGACAGUGUUUGUCAGUGAGGAUAAGGUAUUGUAUCCGGACUCUGUGGUAGGUACAGAUUCCCACACGACAAUGAUUGAUGGAAGUGGAGUGCUAGGAUGGGGAGUCGGUGGUAUUGAGGCAGAAGCUGUAAUGCUUGGGCAAGCCAUAUCCAUGGUCAUUCCUGAAGUUGUCGGCUAUGAACUUGUGGGCGAACUUGAUGACACCGUAACUAGCACGGAUUUAGUUUUGACGAUAACAAAGAAUCUUCGUGCUCUUGAUGUUGUUGGAAAGUUUGUCGAAUUCUUUGGGCAAGGAGUUGCUUCUCUGUCUAUUGCCGAUCGAGCUACAAUUGCUAAUAUGUGUCCUGAGUAUGGAGCUACAGUUGGAUUCUUCCCUGCAGACAAGCGAACUGUCGCUUAUCUGAAACAAACGGGUCGUGACGAAACAUAUUGUCAAAGGGUACAGGACUAUUUAAUGAGGAAUAAAAUGUUUGUCGACUAUACUGCGUCGAACAAUAUCGCUUAUACCCAGGUUUUAUCUCUAGACCUAAGUACAAUUGUUCCCUCUGUCUCUGGACCAAAGCGCCCUCAUGACCACAUCAUCUUGUCUUCUCUGCAUAUUGAUUUUACAAAUGGGCUUACUGCUAAAGUUUCCUUCAAGGGUUAUGGUUUGAAACCAACCGACGUGAAUAAGGAAGUUUUUGCCACAAAUAUCGGUAAGAGCGCACCGCUAACUCAUGGUUCUGUUGUAAUUGCAGCCAUCACUUCGUGCACGAACACUAGUAACCCCAGCGUUAUGCUCGCUGCAGGUCUCGUAGCCAAAAAGGCAGUCGAGCUCGGGUUAUCUACUCAACCUUUCACGAAGACAUCGCUUUCUCCAGGAUCUGGAGUUGUUACGAAAUAUCUUGAAGCUUCUGGUCUUCUUCAUUAUCUUGAGAAGCUCGGCUUUCAUAUUGUCGGCUAUGGAUGUAUGACAUGCAUAGGGAACUCUGGUCCUCUUGAAAAUGAGGUCUCAAGAGUUAUUGAAGAGACUGAUCUUAUUGUUGCUGGAGUGCUGUCUGGUAAUCGAAACUUUGAAGGUCGUAUUCAUCCACUAGUCAGAGCCAAUUAUCUUGCAAGUCCUCCUCUUGUUGUUGCUUAUUCGAUAAUUGGUAAUGUGAGCAAGGAUAUCAACAGAGUUAUCGCAAGAACACCAGCCGGUAGAGAUGUUUAUCUUAAAGAUAUUUGGCCAACACGGGAGGAAGUAGCAAGACUCGAAGAGGAGUUUGUGAAGCCACAAUUCUUCAGAGAGGUCUACGCUAACGUAAAGGAUGGGUCAGAGCAAUGGCAAAAACUUGCGAUCUCAGCAGCAAAACUUUAUCCGUGGGAUUCAAAAAGUACUUACAUUAAAAAAGUCCCAUUUUUCGAUAAUAUGACCGUUGACCUUCUGCAACAAACUUCUAUCCGCAACGCAUACGCACUGUUGAAUCUGGGAGAUUCAGUAACAACUGACCACAUUUCACCGGCUGGGUCUAUUUCGAAAACUUCAUCUGCGGCUCGCUAUCUUGCUUCUCGAGGCGUCUCACCGGCAGAAUUCAACACAUAUGGUGCUCGUCGUGGAAACGAUGAGGUAAUGGCACGUGGAACAUUUGCCAAUAUUCGUCUUGUAAACAAGCUCGCCACCAAAGUUGGUCCUUAUACUCUGUACGUUCCUUCAGGAAUGGAAUCAGAUGUCUACGAUGUCGCGAUGAAGUAUGCAGACGAAGGAAACCCUGUUAUCAUACUGGCGGGAAAGGAGUAUGGGUGUGGAUCCUCUCGAGAUUGGGCUGCUAAAGGACCUUAUUUACAGGGUGUCAAGGCUGUUAUUGCUGAAUCGUUCGAACGGAUUCAUCGCUCGAACUUGGUUGGGAUGGGAAUAAUUCCAUUACAAUUCAAAGACGGCGUCAUUUUACCUCUAAAUAUUUAUUGUACAACUAUUCCUGGUUUAGUUGUUUGUCGAUUCGACACUGAAGUUGAACUCACCUACUAUCGUCAUGGUGGGAUUCUACAGUAUAUGGUUAGGAUGCUUCUUCACUAA
Molecule: messenger RNA, 2574 nt
Organism: Angiostrongylus costaricensis
Lineage: Eukaryota; Metazoa; Nematoda; Chromadorea; Rhabditida; Metastrongylidae
Source: the annotation of a GenBank genome assembly